AUGACUGGCAACAGCAGCGCAGGUACCAGCAACGGCCGCAAGGGCCGCGGCGUUUCGUGGCGGCUCCAGGAAACCUUGAAUCUCCUGGACAUCUGGGGAGAGCAGAAAAUCCAGGACCAGCUCCGCAACAGCCACCAGAACAUAGACUUUUUCGAAUACAUCGCCCAGAAGAUGGCCACGCGGGGCCAUCGCCGGACCGCCCUGGAGUGCCGCUCAAAGACCAAAGUGAUGAGGCUGGAAUACAAGCGUGUGAUCGAUCACAACUCCAAGGCAGGGAGCAGUAAGGUGACUUGCCCUUUCUACGAACAGCUGCACCGCAUCCUCCAAGGCAACGCAAGCAUGAAACCCAGCCGGGUGGGGCGAACCCUGAGCUUUCACCUGGUGCCGCAGCCGGAAGCGGCGCAGGAACAGCCGCAGCCGGCAGCGGAAGAAAUCAUCCCACCCGACGUCCAUGUGGUUAAUGUCGGAGAAUACCUCAAGCAAGAGGACUCUGGUAGGUUUCCACAGCCACAGCUGCCCCGAGUCCUGCUUACGCUAUUCGGUCAUUUUAAUACAGUGGUACCUCGGGUUACAUAUGCUUCAGGUUACAUACGCUUCAGGUUGCAGACUCUGCUAACCCAGAAAUAGCGCUUCAGGUUUAGAACUUUGCUUCAGGAUAAGAACAGAAAUCGUGCUCCGGUGGCGCAGCAGCAGCAGGAGGCCCCAUUAGCUAAAGUGGUGCUUCAGGUUAAGAACAGUUUCAGGUUAAGAACAGACCUCUGGAACGAAUUAAGUACUUAACUUGAGGUACCACUGUAUUUCUCCACACCGAUAUUUAGCGAUGCCUGCUCAACAGGAUCAUUUCUAGGGAGGGAGUUAGAGUGGCAGUAUGUGUUGCGGCCUCCUCUUUCUCAAGAGAAAAUUGCCACAGUUAUAGUUUUCCUCUGUAGCGUACAGUGGUACCUUGGUUCUCAGACUUAAUCCGUUCUGGAAGUCUGUUCCAAAACCAAAGCGUUCCAAAGCCAAGGUGUGCUUUCCCAUAGAAAGUCAUGCAAAAUAAUAAUAAUAAUAAUAAUGGAUUAAUCCGUUCCAGACUUUUAAAAACAACCCCUAAAACAGCAAGUUAACAUGAAUUUUACUAUCUAACGAGACAACUGGUCCAUAAAAUGAAAGCAAUAAACAAUGUACUGCAGCCACACAAUCAAUCAAUAAGUAGCAGAACUGGGUUCCACACAGUCACAGAAACAAAACAAAAAGAGCUGCAAAAAACGCAAAAUUAGCAGACAGACAGACCUCAGCACGUGACGCUCAAAACGGAAAUGUGCCACUCAAAUUGGAAGUGUAACACUAAAAACAGAGCACGUUCAGCUUCUGAAAAAAGUCCGCAAACUGGAACACUUCCAGGUUUGCAGUGUUUGGGUUCCAAGUUGUUUGAGUACCAAGACGUUUGAGUACCAAGGUACCACUGUACAUGAAUAAACGCUAUUCUCUAUGUUAUCUUUUUCAGUCCUUGGUGGAACUGAAAUGAAAUUUGGGGGGUCAAAGUUUUUUUACCCGUUUCACUAGGCCAGCCUUCCCCAAUCUAGUUUCCCCCAGAUGUUUGGGGCUACAGCCAGUAGUCUAAACAUCCGGGGGGGGCACCAGUUUGGGGAAGGCUGACCUGGGCUAUUGGUCAUUUUUACCUGGUGAUAUCCUAUUAUUUUAGCACCUGCCAUGAAUUAUUGUUGAGGGUCAAGCAUUCAGGGGUUGGCAUGAAAGAGGAAAAAAUUAAGCCACAUAAAAAAAAAAAAAGCAUUUCUUUAUUAUUUUCUUCAGUUGCGUUACAAACCGAACCAGUCAUCUGAAAUAUUUGUAUAAGAAGUAAAGCACCACCUGUGUCUUGGGAACAUGUCUCUGUGUCUAUUUCCUUUAGCUGUUUUAACUUUGACUAUUGGUGGGUAUUUUUUCCCUGCUUGCUUUGUUCUCCAGAUGACACAGGAAUGGUGACUGGGAAUGGUACUGAGGAAGACACGGCAGAGGCUGGGGAGAACGACAUGGCAGCGAUGAAGGAGGAAGACAGCAAUGAAGGCAGUGGUAAGAGUUGGCCCCUUGAACUGUGCGUUUGGUGGGUGUGUUGCUUUGCCCUGUGGGUGCUGGAGAAAUUGCGGUGAAAAUGUUCUGCAGGGUAACUCUGCUAUGAAUCUUUUUGCUGUUUCAUUUGCAACACCCUUAAUCUUUUUGUGCAACAAUUUUUUAAAUAAAAAAACCUGUGCAUUUCUGUUGUGCAAACCCAGCUCUGCUAACCUCCAUUGGUCUCAGAUGUUUCUGUUUUGUUUUUCUCCCUGCGUUUUGCCACAGGAAGAGACCUGGAUUAUCAGAGACCCCAAGUUAACCAAAUAAGCCCCUCGCAUCAGGAUGCCCACGUCAACACAGGUACGCGUUGUCUAAAUGCAACUCUUGGUUUGGUUUUGUGUGCAACAUAAAUUUACAUUCAAGAAUAGUCACGGCUGAUGUUUUUACAGUUCCUGCAAUUGGUGUACAGUCGUACCUUGGUUUUCGAACAGCUUAGUUCUCAAACGCCGCAAACCUGGAAGUGACUGUUCCGGUUUGUGAACUACUUUUGAAAGCCAAAUGUCCGACGGGGCUUCCGUGGCUUCUGAUUGGCUGUAGGAGCUUCCUGCAGCCAAUCAGAAGCCACGCUUUGCUUUCCGAACAUUUUGGAAGUCAGACGGACUUCCGGAACGGAUUCUGUUUGACUUCCAAGGUAUGGCUGUAGCUGUUGCUUUCUUUUGUUACCAUAGUAACGAUUACUAAGUUUUUUUGAACUCUGUAUAGUCUGUUAGUCGCCUGGAGACUAUUUUCACAUUAGAUGGCUAAUAAAUAGAUGAUAAUAAUAUCGGUUCAGCCAUUUGAGAUAGAUGGAAGAAUUCAUUGUGAUCUGUGCUCAGUUACUCAGCUGAAGAAGUUCCAGCAGAUCUGGAUUCUUGAGUACAGUGGUACCUCAGGUUACAUACGCUUCAGGUUACAGACUCCGCUAACCCAGAAAUAGUACCUCGGGUUAAGAACUUUGCUUCAGGAUGAGAAUAGAAAUCGUGUGCCAGUGGCGCGGCGGCAGCAGGAGGCCCCAUUAGUUAAAGUGGUACCUCAGGUUAAGAACAGUUUCAGGUUAAGAACGGACCUCCAGAACAAAUUAAGUUCUUAACCCGAGGUAGCACUGUAAUGUGGAAAGAGCUUUGGCUCGGUUGCAUCAGGUUUUCUGGGAGUGGUGAGAUUGAGCCCAAAGUGUCCACAGCCUCUCCUUCUGCUUUCCAUCAAGUCUUUUUCACACACACACUCACGGUUGCCAGGACAUGGCUAUAAGGGACGAGGCCUUUUCCUUGACCUCAUGCUACCUCUUAAAAAUGUAGUGCAAUGGAAGCGCCUCUGCAAUCCACCUCUGGCUCAGAGCCAAGAGGGGCAUUCUGGCUUUCUCUGCGGGUGGCUGGUACAAACUGUUCCAAUGGCGGGAAGGGGUGGGGUUCUCCGUUGCUGAUGGGUUUCUGAGCAGAGGCUGGACCUCUGCUGCAGUACUGUCAUGGUUCAUGUUUAUUAAAGUCAGGAAACCUCUCGUAGACCUUUUGCACGAAAAAGAAAAAGAAAUAAUGACAUUUGGAUUUGAGAAUAGAAGAUAAUGGUUUGUAGAAAGUGGCUUUAUUAGUGGCUUUAUACUGGAGUGGAUGAAGUGAAUAAUGUUUAUAUAUAGCGGACAGAGGAAAAAUCAGAAGUUAUUUAGCUUUUUAACUUUUUUCUUUCUCUUCCUUUUUUUCUAUUUCACUUUCACUCUUUCAAUUCCUUUUUCUUUAUAUCUCCUUCCUUCCUUCCUUCCUUUCUCUCUCUCUCUCUCUCUCUCUCGCUUGCUUUUUCCUCUUCUUUACUUUGGACAAAAAAAAAGAUAUUUGACAAUAAUCUUUCUAUUUUUCUUUAUAAAUUAUUAUUAUUAUUAUUAUUAUUAUUAUUAUUAUUAUUAAGGAAUGCUGUAGUCCUUGAUUUCCUGCUUUGGUAGGGGGUUGGGCUAGAUCAUCUGACUCCAAAUAAUACUACAGUGGCACCUCAGGUUAAGAACUUAAUUUGUUCUGGAGGUCUGUUCUUAACCUUAAUCUGUUCUUAACCUGAGGUACCACUUUAGCUAAUGGGGCUUCCUGCUGCCGGUGCACCCCUGCUGCACGAUUUCUGUUCUCAUCCUGAAGCCAAGUUCUUAACCCGAGGUACUAUUUCUGGGUCAGCAGAGUCUGUAACCCGAGGUACCACUGUACAUUGUUUAUUGCUUUCAUUUUAUGGAUCAGUAGUCUUGUUAGAUAGUAAAAUUCAUGUUAACUUGCUGUUUUAAGGGUUGUUUUUAAAAGUCUGGAACCCGAGGUACCACUGUACAGUGGUACCUCGGGUUAAGUACUUAAUUUGUUCCGGAGGUCCAUUCUUAACCUGAAACUGUUCUUAACCUGAAGCACCACUUUAGCUAAUGGGCCCUCCUGCUGCCACCGCGCCGGGGGAGCACGAUUUCUGUUCUCAUCCUGAAGCAAAGUUCUUAACCUGAAGCACUAUUUCUGGGUUAGCGGAGUCUGUAACCUGAAGUAUAUGUAACCUGAAGCGUAUGUAACCCGAGGUACCACUGUACCUGUGUGGGCGAGCACCUUUUGACAAACCAUUGUUUCAUUUCUUGUUAUUAUUAUUAUUAUUAUAAAAAAGUUAAAUAAAAGUAAAUAAGUAAAUAAAUUUAUCAUUUGUAUUUCCUCCUGCCCUCAGAACCCCCCGUGGCCCACCCGCCCCCAGCCCCAUCUCCCCUGGCUGACUUUGCCAUACUGCGGCCCAAGAAGAGGAAAGGGGCCGAGACCCUGUUCCAAGAGUUGCUGCAGCAGUCGAGAGAAGAGCAGGAGGAGCUUCUCCUCGAGAUGGGCCGCGACAGAGAGGUGGCGCUCAGUCUCCUGAAGACCCUGAGGCAGGACGCGGCCGGGUGCCGGGAGGAGCGGAGGCAGAUUAUGGAGACGAUGCGCGCCCACGACGAGAUUCUGAAGGGACUCGCCGCCAGCCUCAGCAGCCUCACCGACGCCUUUGCCAGCCACCCACAGGCCAGGACACCUCGCCCCGGCGUGCCAAACAGCGCCGCGGCCCAGAGGGGCCACGCCAGGCCCAAUGACGAGAACUGCAGCCCGCGCAGCCCUCUCCGUCGGUUGCACUCCAACAACCUGUCCUCAUCGCUGUUCCCUGCCAACAACACGCACCACGUAGCCUAGCCUGGGAGAGACCAAAGAAAUGGCCGCCGCGAAUGGCAGCCACGGAAACUUGUGGGUUUUUUUUACCAAGAGACGUUUUCCAGUAAGUUUUUGAAAACAGCUUGUUGUGAAAGAACAGGUAGCUUGAAAUAAACUUGUUGCUGAAAAAGGAACUCCGGAUCACCUGUUUCUCUGCGGGCCCAUUCAUCCAACUGCUUACAGCACAAAGGUAUCUUUCAAAGGGUGUCAAACCGCCCUGGUCCAUUGGGAAAGGCAGGAGGAAAUCAUCCUUUAGUUGGGAGCCCUUAGUUGUCUAGCUAGUGCUUCCCGUGCAUGCUGAAAUAAUAACAACAACAAUAAUAGUAAUAAUUUAUACCCCACCCAUCUGGCUGGGCUGCCAACAAAAUAUUAAAAUACAGUGGUACCUCAGGUUAAGUACUUAAUUCGUUCUGGGGGUCCGUUCUUAACCUGAAACUGUUCUUAACCUGAAGCACCACUUUAGCUAAUGGGGCCUCCUGCUGCCGCUGCACCGCCAGAGCACAAUUUCUGUUCUCAUCCUGAAGCAAAGUUCUUAACCUGAAGCACUAUUUCUGGGUUAGUGGAGUUUGUAACCUGAAGCGUAUGUAACCCGAGGUACCACUGUACCGCAAUGCAUCAAACAUUAAAAGCUUCCCUAAACAGGGCAGCCUUCGGAUGUCUUCUAAAAGUCUGGUAGGUUUUCUCUUUGAGGGCGUUCCACAGGGCGGGCGCCACUACCGAGAAGGCCCUCUGCCUGGUUCCCUGUAACUUGGCUUCUGGCAGUGAGGGAACCGCCAGAAGGCCCUCAGUGCUGGACCUCUGUGUCCGGGCUCAAUGAUGGGGGUGGAGGCACUCCUUCAGGUGUACUGGACUGAGGCUGUUUAGGGUUUUAAAGGUCAGCACCAACACUUUGAACUGUGCUCGGAAACAUACUGGGAGCCAAUGUAGGUCUUUCAAGACCGGUGUUAUGUGAUCUCGGCGGCUGCUCCCAGUCACCAGUCUAGCUGCCGCAUUCGUCCAGCCCCUUGCUUAAUUAUUCUUUAUUGAAUUUAUAUACCAAGGAAUUCAAGGUGCUAUACAGGGUUUUCCUCCUCCCUGUUUCCUCUUUGCAACAAUCCUGUGAGGUAGGUUAAGGUAAGAGAUGGUGGCAGCUUCAAACACAUGUGAAAACAUAAUAGAACAUCAAACAUUAAAAUCUUACUGAUACAGGGCUGCCUUCAGAUGUCUUCUAAAGGUUGUGUAUAUCUUUACCUAAAGGGAGGGCUUUCCACAGGGAGGGUACCACUAUUAUUACUUUAUUAUUAUUGAUGGAAUUUAUAUACCGCCCUAUACCCGGAGGUCUCAGGGCGGUUCACAAAACAAAAUCAAAAUAUAAAACCAUCAAAUACCUAAUCAAAAUAAAAACAACAACCCAAUAACCUCACCCCACCCCCAUUUUAAAAGGUCAACCAACUGAACCAAAGGCCUGGUUAAAAAGGAGCGUUUUUGCCUGGCGCCUAUUGGUGUAUAGUGAAGGCACCAGGCUAACUUCCCUGCAGAGAGCAUUCCGCAGACAGGGAACCACCUUAGAGAAGGCUCUGUUCUCAUGUUGCCACCCUCUGAACCUCUUGAGGAAGAGGCACACGAAGGAGGGCUUCAGAAGAUGAUCUCAGGGUCCGGGUAGGUUCAUAUGAGAAGAGGAAGUCCCUCAGGUACUGCGGUCCUUAACUAGAGUGUUACGUCUUCCCUCUUGUUUUCUCAAACAGUUUCUGGGAUGGUUUAACAAUCCCUCUCUCCAGGGAACUGGGAAUGGUCGUUCAUGGAAUAGGGAUCUCCUGGCAACACUCUUUAACAGAUUACAUUUCCCAGGAUUCUUGGGGGAAGCCAUGCCUGUUUUAAAAUGGCGGGACACUUCUCUAAAUGUAGAGAGUCUUGUGCAUCUGUGGUUGCUGUUUUGUAUAAUUUGUUCCUUUGGAAAUAAACAGUUAAAGAGCAACUGCCGCAGAAGAGCUAUGGAGUUUCCACCCUGCGGUUUCUGUUUCUCGUAAUCACCAGCUUUCUUUUUCUCCUAAGUUUCCUGGGCUGACCCUUUGAACCACUUGGUAAAAACAGUUGCGGGGGUUAAUGAUGAUAAUUAUAUUAUUUGUGCUCUGGGUUACCCCAGCCAAACUCUGUGGCUUCCCGCAUAUAAACAAACAUAAUUAAGCAUUAAAAACCUCCCUAUACAGGGCUGCCUUCAGAAAACAACCAUCGUGUUAUCAUGGAAACCAAAUAGAGUUGGUGAGACCAUUUCACUCCUGCACAAAAACAUAUACAGUGGUACCUCGGGUUACAUACGCUUCAGGUUACAUACGACUCCACUAACCCAGAAAUAUUACCUCAGGUUAAGAACUUUGCUUCAGGAUGAGAACAGAAAUUGUGCUCCGGCGGCGCAGCAGCAGCAGGAGGCCCCAUUAGCUAAAGUGGUGCUUCAGGUUAAGAACAGUUUCAGGUUAAGUACGGACCUCCGGAACGAAUUAAGUACUUAACCUGAGGUACUACUGUACUCCCAAUUUUCCAGGUGUCUGCUGUGAGCUCUAGCUGGCUAAUCCACCGACACAGCUUUUUCCACCCUCAACUUUUAUACUUGCAAGCCGCCUGGAAGCUUCAGAGAUCUUUGACAGACCACUUCAUAAAAAAUAUAUUUAUUUACAAAAUUUCUACGUCACCUUUCUGUGAUUCUAUGAGAGUGGAUAGGGAAGGGGUUGUACCAUUGCAGUGUGGCCUGGGGCUGGUCCUGGGAUCACUAAGGUGAUUUGAGGGUAUGGAUGAGGAGCAAGAAAGGUUUGGUUCAUUUGGCAUCUCAGGCUGAGCCUACCCGAUUCACACUUUCUGAAACAGCACAAGAACUGAAAGGCAGCCAUCCUUUGAAACCCGUGCUUCUCCAGAUUUUGCAAUGCAGCUGUCCAUUUGUGCGUGCAAAAGUGCAUGCACUGAUGUAAAGUGUGCAUACAAAUGCGUAUAAUGGGUGGGAAAAACAUACACAUAAUGCGUUAUAUUAGGCAAAGUUGCUUUGCAAAAAUGUAUCGAUUUGGAGAAAGGGGCAUUAAAAUGCUAAUUAACUUUCACGAGUCCUUUAACAAUAAAAACGAAUGUGGAGAACGGAGCUUGAGAUUGGAAAAAUGAGAAACUGAAAAAGAAAUUGAGACAUUUGCCCGUCUGUACUUGAUAGACCUUUGUUCCCGGGUUUUAAACAUGCAGCUGGAAAGUCCCAAGUUUACAACUGAGAUUGGAAAUGCCAGGCUGAAGGCCAUAAAACCUUUAGUUGGCCUUACGAUAAAUCAUAUGAACCUGAAAGUGGCAAUAAGAGAAGUGCCCUUGAAAAAUGGGCUGUAUCCCUCUAGAUUGGAGCCCAAUCCAUAUUAUACAUUUAAAAUAGCACCAUACCCCUCUAAACACCCUCUAGAAUAGCACCAUUUCCCCUCAUAAAAUUCUGGGAACCGGAGUUCGUUUAGGUUUCUGAGAAUUGUUAGAUGAAACGAACCCUGUUCCCCUCACAGAGCUUCACACAGCUUCCUGUGGGAAUGAGAGCUCUGUGUGGAGACCUAGAGAAGUCCUAGCAAUUCUCAGCCACCUUUAUCAUAAACGACAGAUCUUUUACGGGGUUCUUUCGAGGGGCUAGCCAUGACUGUUCUAAAGUCUAGACUGCUUUGAGUCUAUAGUGCAGAUGUGGCCUUCGUUCCCGUGCAAGUCAAUGGGCCUGAAGUCAUGGCACAUGGUGUCCCAUUGAUUCCAGUGGGAACAUACAACUGGGCAGACUGGGGGAUUUUUUCUGCCUCCAAGCCCCUCUGGAAAAGGGUGCCUCGCUGGCUGGCUGCAGAGAGCGCAGCUGAACUGCUUUUUGGAGGAAGUGUCGAUGUCACCCGUCGGCUUUCCUCAUUGACUUUGUGGGCUCCUGUGGUUGAGCUAGAGGACCCGCACAGCCCCUUCCAAUGCUACAGUUCCUUUUUUAAAAAGAUUCUUUAUUACAAAACAAUUUACAUAGAACGUAAACAAAAUGGAAAACAACAUAAACAGACCAUAAAAGGUAAAGGGACCCCUGACCAUUAGGUCCUGUCGUGGACGACUCUGGGGUUGCGGCGCUCAUCUCGCUUUAUUGGCUGAGGGAGCCGGCGUACAGCUUCCGGGUCAUGUGGCCAGCAUGACUAAGCCGCUUCUGGCGAACCAGAGCAGCGCACAGAAACGCCGUUUACCUUCCCGCCGGAAUGGUACCUAUUUAUCUACUUGAACUUUGACGUGCUUUCGAACUGGUGGGUUGGCAGAAGCAGGGACCGAGCAACAGGAGCUCACCCCGUCGCAGGGAUUCGAACCGCCGACCUUCUGAUCGGCAAGCCCUAGGCUCUGUGGUUUAACCCACAGCACCACCCGUGUCCCUCCUGUGCAUAAAGGUACCAACCCCUUUUUUGCAUCUCCAGCAAAUGUCAGAGCUUUUCUUGGGCAUCUUGGCCAGUUUGGCCGGGGUCAGAUACUAUUGGUACAGCGUUUUCAUUAGGUUUUCUCUCAAAUUAUAACGUGCGGUGAACCUUAUGUCUUCUCUCCACGCUGCAUACAGUUCCAUGAGGAGGCUUCUCUGCCCCCCAGGCAGCCACCCCCUCACAUCUUUCCAGGGUGCCCCCUGAGGCAACCACCUCGCCUCUCUUUCCCCCCAAUAACUUAGCUCAUAAAUAUAGGCUUGUUUGAGCACUUACGUCCGCUUACGUAAGAUACGACCAUUUAUGAGAAAUGCAAAACCGAUAAGCAAAGGUUUCGUUUUGCAGAGCUUGGCCUUGCCAAAAAGUCCGCUGAGCAAACAGUUAGGAUUGCAUCGGAUGGAGUAGUAUCAAGGGCAGGCUAUAAAACCACCUGAGGAGAGAGGCGGUGAGAAACAUUGAUGUGGAGUCUCUGCCUGGAGGCUGCUGUCAACUUCAGAGACACGGAAACUUGAAGACUGGAGAGGUCCGAUUAGCCAGCAGGUCUGUUUAUUCCGCUGUUUCGUGUCCUAUUGUGGAUGGAAGUGUGGUCUGAGUUUCCCCCGGCAGCCUCAUCUUGUGGCUUUGCUUGAUAUCCCGAGUCUGCCUUGGCCUUUGUAAGUUCCCUUGUAUGUGUGCGCGAUAACUGCAAAUGUGCAUUUUGCGGCGAUGCCUCCGGUUGUCUUGAGUUAUCCUCUGCCUCAAAGCAAAAAGGUUUCACAGACAGAGGAGUUCUGGGUCUGGGAUCAAGGUAAGGAGGAAGGAGCAAGAUGCAAAUAUAUUUAUUUGUUUGUUUGUUUGUUUGUUUGUUUGUUUGUUUGUUUGUUCGUUCGUUCGUUCGUUCGUUUAUUGUGUGCUUACUUGCUUACACUCUGCACCUUCAAAAAGUUCCUAUUUUGUUUUUUUUACCCCCCCCCAAUCAUUUAAUUUUAAAAAUAAUUUAUAUACCUCCUUAAGUACCACAGUUUCUAAGCAACAUACAAAACACAGAUACAGCAAUAAGAAAUAGCACCUUAUAAACGGAAAACCUCAAGAAUAUUAAAACUUUGCAGAAUAGAAAAGCAGGAUAAAAGCACAGUGGAAUUUAGAACAUUUAUAAAUUCCCAUUAAUGGGUCAUAUUUGCUGAGACUGGUAUUUUUUUAAAAAAAAUAAAAAAGCAGUUUUGGGAUUUAUGCUGGGAAGCAGUAGUUUUUCUAGUUUUUUGUCUGUCCCCCCAAAAACCAGUGAUUCUCAGACUUCUUCCUCACUCCCAUAGACUACUUGAAAAUUGCUGGUGGUCUUAGCAGACCAGUGGAUUAUUUUAAUUAUUUUUCCUGUUGUAGCUAUUGUAAUCAUAGCUGUCAACGUUCCCUUUUUUUGGCCGGAAAUUCCUUUAUUCCCACUGCUAUCCCGGAUUGUUAGAUAUCCCAUAGACUGUCCCUGGGACAGGUGAGGCUGCUGAUCCCUUAUUUUCAAAUCUGAAAGUUGACAGCUAUGAUUGUAAUUUGCUAGGUUUUUCACUGUAUUUUUACAGCUUCUUUCAUUUCUUACAUUGCAUUUUGCUUCGUCACCGUUUGCAUUCCGUAGAAUUAAAAAAAACCUGUAAAACAACAAAAAUGCACGGCAAGAAAUAAAAUAAGCAAUCGAACGUGCAGUUAAUAAUCAAGAUGAACACUUAAUGUAGAGAUGCCAUGGACCACCAGAACGAAGUUCACAUAUCACAGUUUAGGAAACCCUGUGCUAACCUAUUAGGAAUAGAGGAGCAGCUGUUUAUUAUGGAAUGGCAGUUCUUGGGGGGGGGGGCAAAAUGAAGUUCUGAUUGUGUUUUUCCUCACUAGAGUAAUUUAUAUGGCCACAGAACAGUCCUCCCCACCCCUUUUAAGACCACCUAGUCCAGGGUUUCUUAAAAUUACUUUGCAGCACCACAAUCUUCAGGGACAAUGGUUACCUAGGUAAAGGUAAAGGGACCCCUGACCAUUAGGUCCAGUUGCGGACGACUGGGGUUGCGGCACUCAUUUCGCUUUACUGACAGAGGGAGCCGGCGUACGGCUUCCGGGUCAUGUGGCCAGCAUGACUAAGCCGCUUCUGGCGAACCAGAGCAGCGCACGGAAACGCCGUUUACCUUCCCGCCGGAGUGGUACCUAAUUAUCUACUUGCACUUUGACGUGCUUUCAAACUGCUAGGUUGGCAGGAGCAGGGACCGAGCAACGGGAUCUCACCCCGUCGCGGGGAUUUGAACUGCCAACCUUCUGAUCGGCAAGUCCUAGGCUUUGUGGUUUAACCCAUAGCGCCACCUGUGUCCCUUAAUGGUUACCUACUCUAGUUUAAAGCUCAUCCUAUUAUGGAGUUUCCUUAGGGUGCCUCCAGGCAGGAGUCUGCUGUGAGAUUGGAGCCUCUCAUGGUUGCAGGACUUUCACAGUACCCACAGGAUAUCAUUGGCCAGUCCAUAUUCCCCCACCCCCUUUAAUCCGUAUUUGCCCUUUCCAAGGAAAAUCCCAUAGAAUCUGUUACCAGCACUCUGCUUGCAAUACUCUACCAGCAUGUUUGUAGUGCAGUGGUACCUCGCGUUACAGAUGCUUCAGGUUACAGACUCCGCUAACCCAGAAAUAGUGCUUCAGGUUAAGAACUUUGCUUCAGGAUGAGAACAGUAAUCAUGUGGUGGCAGCACGGCAGCAGCAGGAGGCCCCAUUAGCUAAAGAGGUGCUUCAGGUUAAGAACAGUAUCAGGUUAAGAACAGACCUCCAGAACAAAUUAAGUUCUUAACCCGAGGUACCGCUGUAUUAAGCUCUCUUCUGGAAGCGCCCGUACUGUUUCACUUUGACUUUCAGUUCAGUAAAAGGAAUGCUGUUGUAGGUGUAGCUGCUGCAAACCUCUUUCGGUUAUCGCUUCUGAGCACGUCUGAAGUUAGCCAUGGACCGAAGGAACCUAUCGACACAUCUGGCUGGCAAAAGUACCCCAUGUUGUCUCCUUAACCCAGGGGUAGGCAACCUAAGGCCCGGGGGCCGGAUGCGGCCCAAUCGCCUUCUCAAUCUGGCCCACAGAUGGUCCGGGAAUCAGCAUGUUUUUACAUGAGUAGAAUGUGUGCUUUUAUUUAAAAUAUUGCUUUGCGGGCUCGCGAAGGAACGGGGGAGCUUACAUGACACGGCUGCGAUAUAUGACAUUGCAUUAAGUUGCAGAACCACCACUGCAGCGUAAAAACUAGUAAACACCACCCACAUGCUGAAAAAGCAAUAGAAUAAUGCAAAGGAACUCUCACUGUCCCCUACAAAUGCGCACAAAUGGGAGAUACUGGUGAGAAGAGUUUAACCAUAAUACUGCCGCCGCGCGGUUUCUGUUCUCAUCCUGAAGCAAAGUUCUUAACCCGAGGUACUAUUUCUGGGUUAGUGGCGUCUGUAACCUGAAGCGUCUGUAACCUGAAGCAUCUGUAACACAAGGUACAGGGUUGGAGAAAGUUCCCAUCAGGCAGCAUAGUCAAUGUUCAGGGAUGAUGGGAACACCUGAAGGGCUGAAGGUCUCCCAGCAUUUCUGUAAAUGGACCGUUCCUUUCCCUCAGGGUUGGGGAGGCAAAGAAAGAGGAGGUGACCCGGAAACUACAACUAAUCCAGAAUGCGGCAGCUAGACUGGUGACUGGGAGUGGCCGCCAAGACCACAUAACACAUGUCCUGAAAGACCUACAUUGGCUGCCACUACGUUUCCGAGCACAAUUCAAAGUGUUGGUGCUGAACAUUAAAGCCCUAAACGGCCUCGGUCCUGUAUACCUGAAGGAGUGUCUCCACCCCCAUCGUUCUACCUGAACACUGAGGUCCAGCGCCGAGGGCCUUCUGGCGGUUCCCUCACUGCGAGAAGUGUGGUUACAGGGAACCAGGCAGAGGGCGUUCUCGGUAGUGGUACCCACCCUGUGAAAUGCCCUCCCACAAGAUGUCAAAGAGAACAACAACUACCAGACUUUUAGAAGACAUCUGAAGGCAGCCCUGUUUAGGAAAGCUUUUAAUGUUUAAUAGACUAUUGUAUUUUAAUAUUCUGUUGGAAUCCGCCCAGAGUGGCUGGGGAAACCCAGCCAGAUGGGUGGGGUAUUGUUGUUAUCCGUUUGCUUCAGAUUAAAUGUUUUGCCUUGCAGGAUUCAUGCCACACCACAGUCAUGGGAAGGACUGACCUCUGAGUGA
Molecule: messenger RNA, 13831 nt
Organism: Podarcis lilfordi (Lilford's wall lizard)
Lineage: Eukaryota; Metazoa; Chordata; Lepidosauria; Squamata; Lacertidae
Source: the annotation of a GenBank genome assembly